This is a messenger RNA of Cavia porcellus (domestic guinea pig), 1526 nucleotides long. It is a transcript of the gene Aprt, whose product is annotated as adenine phosphoribosyltransferase. Gene Ontology annotation, biological process: adenine salvage; AMP salvage. The record is from RefSeq and is a predicted model, not a curated record. Gene Ontology annotation, molecular function: AMP binding; adenine binding; adenine phosphoribosyltransferase activity. The transcript is spliced from 5 exons. Lineage: Eukaryota; Metazoa; Chordata; Mammalia; Rodentia; Caviidae. The coding region runs from base 86 to 628 and encodes 180 amino acids. Gene Ontology annotation, cellular component: cytoplasm.
GGCCCCGCCCCACUGGACCCGACCCCGCCCUCGCUCCAGGCUCCGCCCUCCCCGACCCUUGCCCAGGCCGCUCACACACGCCGUCAUGGCGGAUUCCGAGCUGCAGCUGGUCUCCCGGCGCAUCCGCAGCUUCCCCGACUUCCCCAUCCCCGGCGUGAACUUUAGGGACAUCUCGCCCCUCCUGAAGGACCCCGAAUCCUUCCGCACCAGCAUCCGCCUGCUGGCCGGCCACCUGAAGACAGCGCACGGCGGCAAGAUCGACUACAUCGCAGGCCUGGACUCCAGAGGCUUCCUGUUUGGCCCCUCACUGGCCCAAGAGCUGGGCCUGGGCUGUGUGCUCAUCCGGAAGCGUGGGAAGCUACCCGGCCCCACUGUGUCCACCUCCUAUGCACUGGAAUACGGGAAGGCUGAGCUGGAGAUCCAGAAAGAUGCCCUGGAGCCCGGCCAGAAGGUAGUCGUGGUGGAUGACCUGCUGGCCACUGGUGGAACCAUGUGCGCAGCCUGUGAGCUCCUGGGCCAGCUGGGGGCCGAGGUGCUGGAAUGCGUGACCCUGGUGGAGCUGACCUCACUCAAGGGCCGGGAGAAGCUGGGGCCAGUCCCCUUCUUCUCCCUGCUGCAGUAUGAGUGACACCAUCUUCAGCUGGACAAGAAACGGUUCACCUUGUGCCUUACCUGUAGGGGCCAAUGGCUGCAGCUCUGUCAUUUCCACCCAUUGAAGAAAGAGAUCCUUGGUAGAGUGACCAGUGUCUGCAGCCUCCUGUGGGCUCUGCCAAAUAUCACAGCCUGACAGAAUCAGGAGACAGCUUUGCUAACCCACCCGCUUGCUAUUACCCUCUGGUACCAUAGCGUAGACCCAGAUGCUAACAGAGCUUGGCUUUCCUGAUGGGAGCCCCAGCCAGGACAGCUCCUGGCAGGGCAGUGCUCUGCACCUGUUUCGUGCCUGUGCCUCCUGGGUGGACAGGACAGGCUGGGAGCCCAUUCCACAGGGGAGCAGAUGGGAUGGGACUCGCAGCCGUGUGGUCUGUGUCACUUGGUCUCCCGUUGCAGCCUAACAAGUGAUUGCACUUGGUGGUCUGUCUGGCAGGCCAGUUCCUCCUGCAGAGCCUGUGUUCCUGCCCAAUCUGAGGGUCCCCUGAGAUCUUUGACACCAGGCCACCUGGGUAAUCCAGUGUUAUCGUCGUCUCAACUCAGCACUGCCCCACAGCCCACAUACAGGAUGCUACUCCAGUUUUGUGUCUACGUGUCCCCCCAAAGCCUCACAGGUUCAGAUGGAAGCCUUUUCAGAGGCAGCUGGUCUACAGUGUGGCUGCCUCGUGGUGCAAUGCUGGGAUGAAGGGUGGGGGAUCCCUGGCUGUCUGCCGCCUCAAGUGGCACCACCCCAGUCCCAGUAGACGACAUACAACACAAGGGGCAGAAAGGCUUGCCUCCUUCCCUUGUUGCCUUGCUGACUUCCACUGCCAUGAACCACCCACUCGUGGCCUGGAACUUCUCUGAACUGUAAGCCAAAUAAACCUUACCUCCUUCGA